AUGACGGACAGCUGAUGCAGCCAAUGAAAGACGCGACGUCUAUUCAACGGCCAAUGACUGACCCGCGGGGGCGGGGCUUACUCGGCCGUUUUAUCCUCACUCUCUCGCCAAGCAGAAGGAGAAUCCCAAAAAAUGACAUCCAGCAGCAGCUUUCCAAUCCAGAGGAAAACCGCGGCGUUUGGAGAAGUUUCCCUCCUCACAUUACCACGGAUUACAGCUCGUUCUUCAGAGAUGUAGUCAGAAGACGUCAGAAAUGUGUAUUUGACACGAAAGGACAGUGUUUCCACACAACAGUUAAUAUUUACGCGUCUCUGAUCGCGCCUCAGCUUCAUUUCAGACAUGUGUGAUUUAAUGCCAGCGGCUCAACCGGCCGAAAAAAUCGGCAAAAUGAAGAAAUUAAGAAGAACGUUGUCGGAGAGCUUCAGUCGUAUCGCCUUGAAGAAAGAAGACAGCGGCUUCGACGAGAUAUGUGUCACCAAGAUGUCCACUCGCAGCGGUCAGGGAUCAGACUCGCUCAUCAAGCCCCUGGACACUAUCCCUGAGGACCGUAAGGUGCAGCGGACGCAGAGCGGCUUCGACCCCUUCGAGAAACCGGCCGGUCAGGUGAAGCGUGUGCACUCGGAGAACAACGCCUGCAUCAACGCCAAGAGCUCGUCCUCCGGGAAAGAGUCUCCCAAACUCCGGCGUCACUCCAGCCCCAGCUCCCCCACGAGCCCAAAGUUUGGGAAAGCAGAUUCGUACGAGAAGCUGGAGAAGCUCGGAGAGGGAUCCUACGCCACCGUCUACAAAGGGAAGAGCAAGGUGAACGGGAAGCUGGUUGCGUUGAAAGUGAUUCGUCUGCAGGAGGAAGAGGGAACGCCGUUCACAGCGAUUAGAGAAGCGUCUCUGCUGAAAGGCUUGAAACACAACAACAUCGUGCUGCUCCACGACAUCAUUCACACCAAGGAAACCCUGACGCUGGUCUUCGAGUAUGUGCACACAGAUCUGUGUCAGUACAUGGACAGAAACCCCGGUGGCCUCCAUCCAGACAACGUCAGGCUCUUCCUGUUCCAGUUACUGAGGGGUUUGUCUUACAUCCAUCAGCGCUACAUCCUUCACCGAGACCUGAAGCCACAGAACCUGCUCAUCAGCGACAGCGGAGAACUCAAACUGGCCGACUUCGGUCUGGCCCGGGCGAAGUCGGUCCCCAGUCACACGUACUCUAACGAGGUGGUGACGCUCUGGUAUCGUCCUCCAGACGUGCUGCUGGGAUCCACAGAUUACUCCACCUGUCUGGACAUGUGGGGCGUGGGAUGCAUCUUCGUGGAAAUGAUCCAGGGAGCGGCGGCGUUCCCGGGCAUGAAGGACAUUCAGGAUCAGCUGGAGAGGAUAUUCCUGGUUUUGGGGACGCCAUCGGAGGAGACGUGGCCAGGUGUUCACUCUCUCCCACACUUUAGACCAGAUCGAUUCACCGUCUACAGUCCCAAGACACUCAGACAAGCCUGGAAUAAGCUGGGUUAUGUAGAUCAUGCUGAAGAACUGGCUUCCAGGUUCCUCCAGUGCUUCCCAAAGAAGCGUCUCUCGGCUCAAGCGGCGCUUCAUCACGAGUUCUUCAUCCAUCUGCCCCCGAGACUCUGGGAGCUGCCUGACAUGUCUUCGAUCUUCAGCGUUCCCAGCGUUCGGUUACAGCCGGAGUCAGGUGUCAGCGUCCAGGUGUGUGGUCAGAGCAGAGCCUCGUCUGACAGCAAACACUGACCGGAGCAGACAGGUUGGCACUGUCAGCCUUCAAGAUGGAAAAAGGACAAAAGAGGAGAACGAGACGGGAAAGGCUCUUCAUGUUUAUUACAAUUAUUUCAUUUCUGGCUGGCUGGUUUGACCUUCCAUGUGGGACUGAGAACAAUUCAGUCAAAUCUUAGUUUUACCACCAGGAAUGUCAUGUAACAUUCCCACAUCGAUGGCAUGCAAACGACGUCCGGACUUCAAAAGGCAAAUAAUACGAACUGUUUGUGUAUGCAUCUACCUAUAUACGAAUGUUUGUACAGUUAAAUAUGUGUCUAUCUGAGAGAACAAACCAAAUGCCCUCCCACGCACAAUCAUGCAUUAUUGAGACGAAGCUGGCAUUUCGCAUUUCCUGCAAUCUUCCACAUUGUUGGCUAUGGUAUGGUCCAGCUGUGCUCCCAAUAACAAUAAUUCCCACAAUAAUUACUAAGGAUGCACCGAUAUAUCGGCCGAUCAACCGAUUAUUUAAAAAUCAACAGGUGGCAGAAAAGCAUGUCAGACAGCAACUUGUCUUGUGUUGAAUAUAGUGCUGUCAACGUUAAAGCAAUAAUAACGCAUUAACGCAGUGCUGUUGAAUCAGCAGUCCUAUAAAUCACCUAUUGUUCAAGCCAGGGUUGACAGAUCCAGUUUCCAUUAUUUGUAUUGUGCCUCCUAUCCAUUAAUCACAACGAUCUUUGUGCUUUGUUGCUUCUGAUAAAAAAAAACUAAGUCUCAGCUUUCAAAUCAUGUAUAUUUUAUUACUAAAUUCAAACAAUAAAUGCCAUUUUGACGUUCUUAAAUGUGGUGUGACGUAUUGCUGUAGUGCUUCAGUUUAAGGGGCAGUGACGAGUCUUUUCAGACAAAAUUAAAAUGAAUGAACAUCUGAAGGUGUUGAAGGAUACAAUACAACCUAUCAAAAUGUAUCAUGUCUCAUGUAAUCACUCAAUCAGCAUUUAAACCGGAAAAAAAACAUCAAAUAAAAUGUUAGGAAAAGUUUAUGAACGAUGUCACUUAACAUUGCAUUUAGUUCAGGAAAGUUAAACACUAGAGCGAGCUUAUUUACUGUUAAUUAUAUGUUUGAAUAAAUCUUUUUUUAUGAAAAUAAUCUUGUGUUGAUAAAAACAUUUUUUAUUUGAGUAUACCUGAAAACAAAUGCCAUUGAAUAUAGUUUUGUUGUUAAUUUGAAGCUCUUAUAUGAAAUAUCAAAUGAAAGGCUUCCUGUAUGGUUUAUAGCAUUAUUUGGUCGGUAUUAGCAUAUAUUCUGAAUUAUUGGCUAUCAAUUUCAGCAGAUAUCAUUCUGAAUAAAGAGUGUCGACAGAUAUCAAAUAAUCGGUAUAGGCAGAUAUUAUUCCUGAUAAUCGUGUCGGUAUUGGCAGAUAUCAUUCUUAAUAAUCGGUUAUCGGUAUCUGCAGAUGUCAUUCCUAAUAAACAGCUAUCGAAUUGAUAUUGGCAGAUAUCAUUCCGAAUAAUCAUAACGGCAUUAGCAGAUAUCAUUCUUAAUAAUCGGUUGUCGGUAUUGAUAUUGGCAGAUAUAAUUCUGAAUAAUCGGUUAUGGGUAUACACAGAAAUGAUUCCGAAUAGUCAGUUAUCGUUAUUGGUAUCAGCAGAUAUCAUUCUGAAUAAUCGGCUAUCAGUAUGUACAGAUAUCAUUCUGAAUAGUCAUUAUCAAUAUCGGCAGAUAUUCUGAAUAAUCGGCAAAUGUAUCAGCUAAGAAAUUUAGUAUCGGUGCAUCCCUAGUAAUAACGAUAAUCACACUGACGAUGCGGUUGCAUUCACUCACUGCAGGGACUGCACUAAAGCAAUGAACACCAUCACUAACGGCAGAUCACUGCGAGUCUUGUGUACGUCUUUGUGCGUUUACAUGUGCAUUGAGUAUUAAAUACAGGCAAUACGCUUGCACUGGUGCUACUGUGCAUGAGAAACAUAUUAACUCAUCCACGUUUGGAAAUUAUUCUGUUUACACUUUUCCAUCCGAAGGCCCAUGACAAUCUUAGAAUGAAUUGCACUCACUAACUGAUCAUCAAGAUGAGCCAAACUUUACUUUGAACUGUUAGAGGAUGUUCGCACAGGACGUGCUGUUUUUUCUCUUUAUUUUUCAUUUAUUUAAAUUGUCUGUCUGUGCUAGAUGGACAUCUCUGUAUCUUGUUGCAUGAGCGCAAAAUUUUUUCUGUUUAUGCAUUUUGCAGGUGUUUUUAUCCUAAGUAAAGUACAUUGCAUUCAAAGUAUUUGAUCAGUUCAUGCAUCAAUUGAGAUUCGAAACCCAUGACCUUGUCGUUGUUUGCACUACUAUUUAAGCUAUAGGACUGCUCUAAAUUCUCUGAACUAGAUUCUGUUUACUAUUCACACACACACACAAGAUAUUUUAUAAAAACAAAAUCAAGUUCUCAUACAUUAUAAAAAAGUCCCCAAGAACUGUUUUUUUACUCUCUUACACACAAUUUUAUUUAUUUUUGCAAAUACCAAACAAAAUACAGAUUGGAAACAAUUUUAAUUUUUUAACACAGAAAAAUUCUGUACACAUUCCGAAACACACCAGUGUCAAAACUUUGUGUGCAUGUUCAUGACCCUAAAUGAAAAGAAAAAAAAAACAGUUUCAUGAAAAGCAGGUUAACUGAUACCAACAUAAGGAUAAAAACAAGUUUAAAGCGUCUUUUCUAGCUAGUUUAUAAAUGCAAGAAUGCAUUAUGUGUGAACGGUCCUUUAGCAUUUCAAACUGAAGUGUUGUUGAUCAAGCUCUAAUGCAUUUUUCAAACAUCUUUUCGAGAUGGAGUUUGAUCUGAAGAACCUUCCCAAAGUGCACUACUCUCCUGGCCUGCAUAUCUGAAUACUAAUACUGCUCUUCCUGUUCAUGUCCGUCCAUUUGGUUUCUGUAAAACAGACAUUCAACAUAAUAAUAUAAUCUCUAUUUGGGCACAAUAUAUUCUCUUUUCUGUCAGUUUGUUAUAAAAUAUCAAUGAAUUUUGCUUUCUACAAGUGCAAGAGCUAAUUGAACAAAAGCAAUGUUUGGCUCUGCACUGUUAACAUGGAUCGAAUAAAGAAGUAAAAUGAGUUCAGAUUUGUACAGUAACACACCUGUUGAUUGUUUAAUAAACCAGAAGCGGGUGGAAUGUGUACAGAUGUGCAUGACGUCCAGUGACACAUUUCCAUCCAGUGACUUUGCAGUUAUUAUACAGUACAAAUCCAGACAUUAUCCUUUUUUUAUUAUUACUCAUAUUUGUGCAAACUGAACUUCUUGAUUCAGCUUUAGUCAUAAUGGUGUGAGCAAUGUUUAUUGACUUUAAAAGGUCAACGCUUACUGCCAAUGCACUUUUCAACAUGUUUGCGCAACAUUCAAGCUUAUAAGGUUUUGUUUGCACCUGUAAAUUUUGUCAGGCCACGUACACACCGCAUAACCUGAUUAUCACUCAUAAUCCUGAAUUUGAGCAUCAUUUUGGUGUCUCAUAAACUAGAAACAUGAUUAUUAGCAGUCUAACCCAUUUGUGUUUGCUGCUUAGUAGUUUGAUUCUUGUACUGUACUGGAAAACAAGACAAAAAUAUUGAGGAUGAAAAGGAUUAUUGUGUAAUGUUGCAAUCAGUCUGCAGUGUGAAGGUGGCCUUUAUUCAAAGAACCAUUUUAUACUUACAUAUUCUCACAAAGGAAGAGACUGUUUAAACAUUGCGACUAUAAAGAGAGCUGCGAUUCUGUGGAAACACAGCGUGUUAGAGCCGCAUUAAUGUCUCCAAACCUGCUGCGGCAUUAAAGGACUCCUGCCAGUAUUAGCAGCCCAAUAAUUAUUUCCAUGCGACGUGCUUGACACAUGUAAGAGCUCCUCCUGCCUUUGUUGGCGGUCGCAGCUUUACAUGCGACAUGAUGUAUUUUAUCACCACUUUAAGGUGGGCAGAGUCCUUUCUUGCAAGAAAAAGUAAUGGAGAAAAGUAAUAAUAUAAAUGAUUCUUGCGCAUUUAGCACUGUGACAAACACAUGCAAAAAAAGAGAAGUCAUAUUUGCAUAAUUAUUGGCGCUUACUUUAAAGUUGAUUAUUUAUGGAAGCCUGUUUCUGUCACUGAAUAAAUAAUAAAUCCAGGUAAGUGCGACUUUUUAUCUCGCAAUUCUAACUUUUCUUUCUCGCAAUUGCAAGCUUUUCGCAAUUCAACUUUUUCCUCAGAAUUGCAAAAUAGAAACUAAAUUCUAAGAAAAUAGUCUUUUUUCCCUUAAAAUUCAGAAGAUCUUACUUUUGCAAGUUCUUGCAAUUCUGACUUUUUUCAUAAUUGUGCGACAUAAAGUCCAAUUUUGAGGUAAAGAGAGUUUAAAUCUCGUAAUUCUGAAUUUAUAACUCGCAAUUGCGAUUUUAUAUCUUGCAAUUCUGAGAAAAGUCAGAAUCGCGAGUAUAUAUCAAUUUAUAACUUUAUUUCUCCAAAUUCUGAAUUUUUACGCAAUUCAAACUUUAUAGUAAUUAUAAAUUGCUUUUAUAUGCAAUUGUGAGUUUCAUGCAAUUCUGAGAAAAAAGCUAUUGCGAGUUUUUAUCUCACAAUUAUGACUUUUUUCUCAAAGUUGCGAGUUUAUAUCACAAUUCUGAGAAAAAAAUAACUGCGAGAAAAGUUACUUUUUUAAAGUAACUUGUUUUUUAUUCGCUAACAGAAAGAGGCUUCUAUAGUUAAUAAAUUGAUAUAUAUAAAUGUAAAUCUACCAUGAAAAGGGAACAGCUUUAUAUUCCUGGUUUGCUCUGCGUUUGAAUGUGCUGUCAAUACAAUAUUAUUCUCAUUUCAUCUGUGAAUAUUUAAUCUUUUUGUAAUCUUUGUUAUAUACUAAGCUGUAUAUACGGUAUAUAUCAGGAGGUUCAUAUCCGUAUAUUCUCGUUGGGCGUGUGGAGGUUGAACAUGCCUCCGCUGUGCUGAACACUGAAUCUGUGUUUUUGCUUCACUUGCUUAUAUCCAUUUUUCCUUUUUGUAAGAUGCACUGAAAUAAUGCAGAUUUUUGGCAAGCAGUAGACGUGUAACUGGACACUUUACAAUGAACUAAACGUAGACAAUAUUAGAGUAGGGAUUGCAUUAUUUGUUAGAAUCCUGUAGGUAAUGUUAUUAUGGAAGAUGUAAUGUCCUUCUGUAAAUGUAGUUUAUUGUUGUUUUACCUGAAAUAAAGUUUAUUAAUGCUUCAAACCAA
Messenger RNA from Carassius gibelio (silver crucian carp), 6877 nucleotides. RefSeq names its product cyclin-dependent kinase 14. NCBI's taxonomy places the organism in Eukaryota, Metazoa, Chordata, Actinopteri, Cypriniformes, Cyprinidae. Bases 340 to 1734 code for a protein of 464 amino acids. The transcript is spliced from 15 exons. Gene Ontology annotation, biological process: protein phosphorylation. Gene Ontology annotation, molecular function: cyclin binding; cyclin-dependent protein serine/threonine kinase activity; ATP binding. The record is from RefSeq and is a predicted model, not a curated record. Gene Ontology annotation, cellular component: nucleus; cytoplasm; cytosol.